UGCCGGCUGAUUGGCGAAGGCAGAAUCGAGUAGGCGCAGGUAGUCUAGAACAGGCGAUUAGAAGGCACGUUUACAGCGAGGAGGUGGCAACUUGGAGUUUUUGAGGGUUAGUUAGUGGAAUUUCAUUUCAAGUAAACAAGAAUAGAAUAGCUUAAUAGAAAAUAGGUAUUAAACGCCAAGAGAAGGAAAGUUUAUUUUUGUUUGGUUAAACGUCGCUUAAGAAAUCCAGCGACUUAGGUAGGGGGGAUUUCCAGACGACGACUAACUUCAUUUUGGAGAGACGCCGAUUUUGUUGUAUUUAAAAGAAAAUAAGCUUCGUCUCCGUGGAGAAGCCAGAAAAGUUUCCAGAGAAUGAAGCCCUUAAAGAGGGCAUUUGAAGAGUCCACUCUUGAGCAGGAGUUCUCAUUGAUGUCAGACAGUGACCAUUGUGAAGAUGAUGGGACAAGUUGUAGUCUCCCAGUAGAUCUCUCUGGGGGUUCUGGGAAGAAACGUCGACGAGGAAACCUGCCUAAAGAAGCGGUGCAAGUACUCCGGGACUGGCUAUAUGACCAUCGAUUUAAUGCCUACCCAUCUGAGCAGGAGAAGCUCAGCUUGUCUGGUCAGACAAGUCUUUCUGUGCUGCAGAUCUGUAACUGGUUUAUCAAUGCUCGUAGAAGAUUACUGCCUGACAUGCUGCGGCGGGAUGGCAAGGAUCCAAACCAGUACACACUCUCCAGACGAGGAACAAAACUCUCCGAACUUCGUGUAGGCAGUGGCUCAACUUCUCCUGACAUGAGUCCAGUGAGCCUUGCUUCCCCUCGUCCAUCGGUUAUUCAGCCUCCACCAGUCCUUGAUCUAAGCAUACUAGAAAGCACAGCAACUGCCAUUUUAAGUGGAACAACUAAUUUAACUGCCUCUACACCUUUAUUGAAUGACAUUAACCAGUCAACUACAGUGAAUGUUAACCAGCAGUCUGAUUUCAGAAAUGCAAACAUGCAAACUGGGCAAGCUACUGUGCUGACAGAUGCAUGCAGCUUGGGUCCAGUUGCCGUUCUGAGGGCAGAGUCUGUCAAUCCUGCAGGAGGACUUUUCAACACACCACCUCCUACUCCUCCAGAAUUGUGCCUUGAGGAAUUCAGCGAUUUGCUGCUGCUCGUUGAUGCAGCCUUGCAACGAGCAGCUGAGUUAGAAUGCCAAAAGCAGAAUUUGUGUACGACCAAGAGUGACCUUUGCUUAUCAUCAACAAAUGCAUAUAAACAUUUAGAUUCAGGAACACUAACAGUGUCUCAGAAUGCCAAUAUUCCAGCAGUUGAAAUUUCAAGGACUCCCCAGAAGAAUGUUACAGACCUGCUGAGCUCCUAUGCCACAACAUAUAAUUCAGCAAAUGAUGGCAUACAAAUCAGUCAAGAGCAAGGGCCGAAGGGAACAGUUGGAUAUGGAAUGUAUGAGACACAGAUAUGGAAUACUACCUCUCAAACCAGUGCUUACACCGAGAGCAGGCAGAGUGUGAAACCAACAAAUUCCAUUGCGUGUGUAUGGAAUACCCCACAUAGUCUUCUCUCUGUGCAAGAAGCUGUGAAAUAAAGCAAAUGGAGCCAGUGGGGGCAUGCACUAGACUGCACUAAAGUGUGUUGCCCCAGGACAGGAAAUGUGCUUUUUUGUUACUUUGAGGAAAAACACUAAUUUUAUAACCGAGUUUCAAAUAUGACUUGAAUGUAUUCUAUAGCCUCCUUGUAUUCGUAUAGGAGACUAACAACUUUUAUGGAGUGUUUUUUUUGUUUUUUCUGUCUCCUCCCGAAUUUAAAAUUCAGGAAAGCCGGAUGGUGGGGUUUUCCUUAAUGACAUGCUUUACUGUGAAAAGGAAGUCUUGCCAGUCAGUGCUUCCCCCUCUCUUUUUUUGUUUUACUUUUUUGAAUUUUCGUUAAAGCAAUGUAAUAAGAGACAAUAAUGUAUUGACAUUUUAUGGUCCAACUGCCAUCUGUUUUUUUUUUUUUUUUAAUUCAGGAUCUUUCAGAGGAAUUUCCUGAUCUCCACUUAUUGAUAUUAUAGACCUCCCAUGCUAUACUGGAGGGAAUUGGAAAAUCAAUAAUUGACUCUGUGUUGUUUUAAGUUUUUAACCCCAUACUUGGAAAUUUAGUGACUCUUGGCAUAUGAACAAUUUUAGUUAUGUAAUGCCCUCCCAAAUGAAUGUGUUAACUGUAUCUUAAUGCCUAGCAACAUUUCCUACAAAAUGGGGGGAAAUUGCUAAAGCAAGACUGGCUAUUUCAUUAGUGCCUUUUUAGCCUAUUGAAAUUAAUGUAUUAAUUCUGUCUUUAACAACCUAUUUCUGUGCUUCUGUUGUCUGAGCUCACGGAUUCUAAAUUGGAGUGAUCAAGGAAUCCCUUACCACCCUCAAUUUUAAACUUGUUUCUGCCUGCAGCCACCUUGUACCUGCACUGACAAGUCAAAUCAGUUUCCUGAAAUGCUUAGUUCUCAAUUUAUAAACUGGACCACAUUAUAGUUUUAAAUAUCUCUUCGCCUUAACUAAUUUAACUGGAACCUGUGGGUUUGCGUAGUGGGCAGUAAAAAAUAGAUAUUACCUAGUGAAAAUGCAGUGUGCUAUUUAUGUGUUCAGGUGUAUGAAGCAGCAGUUGUUAAACCUCUAUGCAUUAAUGUUUUCUCUCUUGUUUUGAUUUUGGUGCAGGAAUCUGUAGAACAAUUUAAUAUUUUUCAAUACUCCAUGUUGCACAUUAGUUUACAUGUGGAGGACCCUUGCUACCUACAACAUCCAGUUGAAGACUGACAAAUGUUUUAACUGAUGGUUAUGUAGAUCUGCAUUCUUUAGAUGACCACAGUUCAUGGAUCCCAUUGCACAUUUAUAUGGUCUGUGCUGCAUGUUUAGCACACACUGACUGCCAAUUUAUUAUGGGCUGCUUUUCAAAUGACCAAAAAAUGUUUUUUUAUUAUUUUUUUUCUUAAACCUACUUUUACAUUCCAGUUAGAGGAAGAUAUGGAUAUGUAAUUUAAAACCAAAUUGAAGCUUUGUUCCUCCUCCUUUUCACUGAUCUGAUCUGAAAAGGUAGCUUUAGACCACCACACAAACAAAAGCAAUUACACUGCCUUACAGUAUUGAUAAUGUAGCUGCCUAGCAAACUAACUGUAGUUUGGUACCACUUUGACAAAAGGUGUGACUCCUGUAAAAGGAGAGUGAAACUAGACCUUGUGGAAGAGUGCUCACAAAAGUUUGUUCACCAUAACAAAAAGCUGGGCUUAGACUGAGGGAAUGAUUUAUAUUCAGAACUUGAUUUUUUCAUGUGUGUUUAUCUAAUGCAGUUUUAAUUGUAUCCAAUAUCAGUCUUAUGGAUCAAACACUUCCAAUUUUGUUUGGCAUUUUUUGCCAAACAAUGCUACAGAUGUUUUCCCUGUAUACUUUUUGGCAUAAUGGGCCACCAGUGUUAAAAAUAGUUCUUCUAUAAGGUGACAGUUCCCAGUCACAUAUAUCUAGUUCAGUUCUGAACACACGUCUGUUCUAGAGGUGUUCUGUUUUCCGUUGACUCUGUGUUGCAGAAAUCCAUGGCAAGCAAGAUUGCAGCGAUUCCAAUGUAUUGUGCAGCAAUAUGGAAAGAUGCCUUGUGGUUCGCUCCAGGGGAGCACCACUACUCUGGCACAACUAAGGCACACAUACCACCCAGUGAAAUUAUUGAAUAAUAUUGAACAAAUUAAGUAUUCUGCCAGCCAGCAAAAAAAAAAAACGAUGAGCCAAUAAUAACCUUAUUUUUCUAGUGUAUCAUGAGCAAAAAUCUUGUGCUGUGUCGGACUGCUGUGAGGAUUAUCCUUGGCUGUAAUCAGUCACAAUUUCAAGUUUGGUCACGUUUAUUGUAAAUUAGGGGGAAGGAUUAAUUUCCAACCCCCAAUCUUCCAUGACCACCCGAACGUUUCCAGCCACCAGCCCCUCACUCCAUUAUUAAGAUUUCUGGUCAACUCUGCAACCACAGAUGAUAGUCAAAAAAAAAAAAAAAAAAACCAGCACCAUCCGUCCUCCAUGAUGGUCUCUGAUCUCCACAAUGAGCUGCCAACUAAAUAUGGCAAUAUAAUAAUGCCAGAGGUUGAGAUCCAUUUGAAAUAUGGGUGCUUUGUGUCCUGUAUGUAAAACGUCAAUUUAAAAAGUGCAGUUCAAUAGUUUAAAUUUCCUUUAACACCCCCCAGGAUGUCAUCCCAUAGUCACAUGGUCCGUUUUUCAUGGUGUUUCACAUUCUUUUGGCCAAAUUGGUGCCUUGUAGAAAACUCCUGGCCUGAAACCCGUACACGUUUGCUUUCUUUUUGAAUGUGGGAUGGGAGCCAGGCCUUAAUCUGAAGGACAAAUUGACAAUGAUGCCUUAACUAAUAGGGGGAUGGCAUAUGACACCUUUUUGAAGAAAGUAUUUGGAUAGUUUGUGCAAUAUAUGGAAAAGUUGUUUUGAAACUAUUCUUUUGUAGACUUUUUUUGUACAUGUGACUGAAAAUAAAAUCAUGUUCUUAACUUUU
Molecule: messenger RNA, 4482 nt
Organism: Erpetoichthys calabaricus (reedfish)
Lineage: Eukaryota; Metazoa; Chordata; Cladistia; Polypteriformes; Polypteridae
Product: homeobox protein TGIF2-like
Exons: 3
Coding region: 352-1563 (403 amino acids)
Biological process (GO): regulation of transcription by RNA polymerase II
Molecular function (GO): RNA polymerase II cis-regulatory region sequence-specific DNA binding; DNA-binding transcription factor activity, RNA polymerase II-specific
Source: RefSeq, a predicted model, not a curated record